Molecule: messenger RNA, 2950 nt
Organism: Truncatella angustata
Lineage: Eukaryota; Fungi; Ascomycota; Sordariomycetes; Amphisphaeriales; Sporocadaceae
Exons: 1
Coding region: 293-2881 (862 amino acids)
Source: RefSeq, a predicted model, not a curated record
CAUACUGUAGUCUCCCUUCCUUCUUGCGUCGAAGCCGCAUACCGUGACCCCGUCGAUCUUCUCUGACUUGCUCCUCAUUCACACUCAGCUGACUUUCCGUCAACAAGACUGCUUUCGUCUAACCUUUUCCGCACACUCCAAUCUACCUCCCAGCGAAAUGAUCAACUUCGACAACUUACAACCACUCAUCUACAGAAUCCCAUCACUGGACACAGCAUCAAGAACUCAACCACAACACAACGGAAUCAUCAAGGCAGCCCAGAAGAUUGCAGACGACACAUAAAGUCACACAAUGGCAGCAUCAAGCCGACCUAGGGUAGAAGUGCCAGCCGCUAUGGCGGGUGGCUUCCCAAGCCAGUAUGAGCUUCAAGACUACCGCUCAGGGCAGCAAUCAGGAAUGACUUCAGAAACCGAGACAACAUCAAGCCGGUCGAGUGACAGACCAGCACCCAACAAAGGCAUAUUAAAGCCUGUCAACACAAGAACUGCCCACGACCCCCUUGCAGCACGGUUCUACCGUGUUGGCAGACCAGAACAGAUACAGCACUCGCCCACAUACCCGCCAGUGCAGUACGGGCACGACAACAGCUGGCACCACGACAGCUACGAUAGCUAUCCUGAGAGCGCCUAUGAUCCCGAGACUGACUCUCAAUCUGGAAUAUCAGACCUUUCCAUCAACACACAGGCUACCAGCGUAGCUUCUGAUGAGACUAUCACCGACGAUGGUCGGCCAUCAACUCAGAUCAAACAUGUCCGGCACGUCCCACCACCAACAGUGGCUCGGGUCAAGGCGAGACCACGCACCCGUCCAUCUUCAACCGAGGUGGCCAAAUCCCCACCUCAAAAGCGACAAGUCAACAUCCAGAUAUUCCCUCCGGGGGCAUCUUCUCAAAGCCAAGAGCUCCAGGUAUCCCGCAAGGCCGAACGGGACCUGCUAGACAAGAUCGACGAGCUGGAGCUCGAAGCAGAAAGCCUCCGUGAUGCCCGGGUGCAGCUGAACAAGGAACUGGUAGACGCGACAGACAAGUUGUCGGCACGGGUCUACGACACCAAGGACCUGCAGAAGUCUCUCAGCCACGAACGUAACGCUAAAGAACUUUUGGCUCGUGAGCUUCAGGAGCAGCGCACAAAACUUGAUGAGUACCGAAGCAACUUCAACCUCCAGAAGGGUAUGCUAGAAGAUGCCGAAAAGGAAAGGGACGGACUCAAGGAUGCGCGAGAUGCCCUGGACAGAAAAGUUGGUCAGCUGGAACGAGACAUGACGACAAAAGAGGCACAGCACAAAGAACUGGAGGUCAUCCUGGUACGCAAGGCGGCCGAGCUGGAGCGUUCUUCGAAAUCGUUGAGCAAUACAAUCAGUUCGCAGGAUAAGCAGCUCAAGGCCUUAGAAGCCGAGCGGGAGUCGCUGAAGAAGAACGUUGACGGCCAGGACAAACAACUGCAGGAGCUCAAGAGUCUUACUCAAGAGCGGGACGCAGAAAUCAAGGACAUCACCAAGGAGCGCGACACGUUGAAGUCAGAUAUUGUGAAGCAGAAUAUUUCCUAUGUAGAUGAGAUCAAGAUUCUCACCUCCGAGCGUGACUCUUUGACAAAGGAGCUUGAAGGACAACAGGAGCAGAUGAAGGAGCACAAGGACUUGACUGCCCAGCGAGACUCGCUGAAGACAGAAGUAGAGAAGCUGCAGGAGCAGGUCAAGACCUUGACCGACGAGCAAACAACUUUGAGAGACGAGAAAAAAGGACUGGAGGAGGGCCAAGAGAAGCUCGAGGGCCACGUCAAGGAGGUAGAGGAAGAGAAUGGUAGCCUCCAUACGGAGAUCGACAAUCUAAAGGAAGAGAUUCAAGGUCUCAAAGGCGAUAUUGAAGCCUUUAAGACACAGAUCGAUAAACUCGAGGAGUCUAGGGAAGAGCUUGAGGAGGAGGUCCGGGCCACAAAGGACAAAGCUGCAGAACUCCUUGAGGCAGAAAAACAGAAUGGCCAAAAGCUUGUCGAAGCCGAGAAAUCCAAGCUUGAGGCAGCGGAAAAGCAAGCUGAGUCAGACAAGGCCGAGCUUCAGAUCACUGUCGCUGGUCUGAAGACAGAGCUUGAAGGUGCCAAGGACGCCAACGUCGUCAUCGUCUCCGAGAGGCUUCAGAUCAAGAAUAAGCUCGACGGUGUCAGCGCAAGCUUGACGACAGCUCAGGGUGAGGUCAAGGAUCUUCAAGAUCGUAACACGGCGCUGGAGUCGGAUAUUGCUUCAACCAAGGCCACCAUCACAGACUUGGAGUCCAAGGCCGAGGAACUCAACAAGCUCGCCCAACAGCACAAGGAGCUGGAAGAACGUACCAACAAUCUUCAGGCCGAUAUAGACAAACGUACUGAAGGCGACGCUAUACUCCAAGCUGAGAGAGAGCAGUUGAAAGCAGACAAAGAAGAGCUAGACGCAUUGAAGGAGAAGCUUGAGGAUGCCUCAGCCGUUACCAAGCUCACCGAGGAGAAGGAGACGCUCGAGGCUCGCACCAAGGACCUCGAGGCACAGGCUGACGCGCUCAAGGCAGAGGAGACGAAGCUAAAAGCCGAGAUCGAGUCGCUCAAGGCGGAAGCAGACAAGGUGCCCGCGCUCACUCAACAGCAUCAAGCGAUCAGCACACAGCUGAGUGCCCUCACGCAGCAACUGGAGCAGGCUCGGGCGGUGAGUGACGCAGCUGCUGGCCAGGUGCGCGACUUGCAGGCCCAGGUCAACAAGCUGCAGUCCAGGCCCAAAUCGAGGAGCGGUUCCCGCUCAAAGAAGCACGAUCGCUCCCGGUCGCAGGGCUUGGUGUUCGUACGAAACCCCUUUGACAAAGGCGCGGGGCUCUUCGUCACUACGCGGGAGGCACUAAAAGCCGGUGAUCAGGGUUGAUGUUGACAAGUGAUGGCCCUUUGGGCUUAUUCUUUCCUAUUUUUUCUCCUUUUCUUCUUCUUACUUUCU